CUCAAAUCACAGCUGCUGUGGAAUUUGGAUCGUAAUUCAAUCAUCUGACUCCAAAAGAGGCGUUCCACUGUCACAUACUGCUGCAGUGAGACACCUGAUAUCCUGGAAUUACCCCGAUGCCUCUGGAACAGGAGAAGCCUCAACCACUGGAGAGCCAGGGCUGCAUAAAGAGGGGCUGUGCUGCGCUUCUCCCAUCCCAGGAGCUGCAGGGCACCGAGGGAGAAGACAUGGCUUUUCAGGAGAAUACACAAGAGGGGGAUGCAAAGGCACAGCUCCUGGCAGAGGAAUUAGAGAAGGAAGGACUGGAUGCUGGAUACUGGCUGCCCAAGGUGAUGCAGAUCGUGGGAAUCAAGUGUAGAGAAGCCCCGCAACACCUGGAACAGGAAGAUUACCUCCAGUUGGAGUGUGAAGUACGGCACACCUGGGAGAAAAAGGCACUCCAGAAACUCCUGAAAAUAACAGACAAAGUGUCCUCCAUCAAUGUGAAAUGGAUCUUCAAGGCUCAGCACGCACUUCCCAGAUCUCCCAAAGUCACUCAACUCAAAGAGCUCAUCAAAACACUGCAGCAAAUGAAGGAGCACAUCCAUGCUGUCACUGAAGCAUCAGGAAGCUCUGCUUCUGCCGUUCAUGUAGCAAAGAAAAAAGCCACCAUGACCAGCAGUCUCGCCAUUUAUUCCUUACUCCAGUCUCUCAGGGAAAAGGAUCAGAAGGAGAUGGAACUGUUGGUGCUCUUGAUUGCAACCAGCACAGGGUACCAGGUGGAAAGCAGCACUUUCCAGCACCUCCUUGGACACCCAGAAAUUCAGUACAUGGCCAAGGAAAUGGAAGCGGCACAUGAGGAGUACGUGAACCUGAAGGAGCAAGAUGCUGACAGAGCUGAGGCCUCCCUUCUGCUGACGGGUCUGACUGUGACACCAGAAAGUCAAGAGCUGUCCCCUGAGCAGAAGAGGGAGCGUUUAGUUUUCAUGGAAGAUCACAUGAAAGGCUUGUGGUCUACACAGAUAAAGAAUCUCCUUCAAAAGCACAGAGGAGACGAAGACUGGGAGAGGCUGGAACGGGACUUGAAUUCCUUGAUCAGUGGGAGCUUGGAUGACAAAUGGGAUCAACAGAAGAUGGAGAACAUACUCAGAGACCUGGAAGACAGUUUUGCAACACCAGAGCACCCCAGUCAAUCCCAAUCCAAGUUAGACAGCAGCGAAUCCAAAGCAAAUGAAGCCAUUGUAAACCAGGAGUUCCUCCAGUUGCUCAAGCGCCUUGGGCUCCAAAGUCGCUAUCCAAGAAAAAUGGGAAUGGGAGAUUUCUGCACCAUCAACAAGACAUCUCUGCAGGACAGCCAGCCCAGCAAGGAAACAGAACUGCCGUUAUACUUCUUGCAAAAGCUGUUAAUCGUGCAUUACAGGGUGAGGUACCUGACUUGCUGGGAUGAGAAAAACCCAGGCCUUGCACCUGUGCCACAAACUAGAUCACAAGAGGAACAGUCAGAGUCCUUUGAAAACUUUCUUGAUAAUCUGACGGAAGCAGCCACUGAACUUGGAGGCACGGAUGGCCAUGUGCACCCCAUUGACCUGCAGAUGGCCAUUUUCCAUUGUGCUGAUGACUUCCUGAGACAGACCCUUGCAACCAAGCUGGCGUUCUGCCAACUGGCCCUGCCUCUGCUGGUGCCCAACCCGUGCACUUCACGCAUUGAGUUCCUGCUCUACGCGCUCAGCCAAAUCCAAAGGAGCUGGAAAGAGACAGAGAAGUCAGGAAAGCAGGCUGGAACAAAGAGUUACCACAACAAACUCAUCUUUCAGGCACAGACACCCAUCGUGUCCUUCUUCCGCAUUGGCAGCUCGGCCUCCUCUUCCAAGUCUCAGCUCCUGAACACUCUGCUGAGCAGACGCAAACACGACACUUUCUUCCACCGCCACUGCAGAGGCAGCACCAGGGAGCGUUUGCUGAUGGAAGGGGUGGUGGAGAUCGCCUGGUACUGCCCCCGUGGAAGCCCCGAUGACACCUUUGAGUGCUGCGUGGCUUUCUGUAACCUGCAUGGAGACGCCAGGGAUCACGGAGCACAGCUGCAGUUCCUGCAGGAGAUAUCUGCUGUCAAUGUGGCUCUUGUGUCCGAUUUACAACACAUGGACAGCAGGGGGAAAAAGCUUCUGCAGGGCCUGUGGCAGUCAGAAAGGCCUUUGAUUUGUCUUCUCACAGAAAAAGAGAACAUGGCAGCUGGACGAUCCAGAAGAACCAUAACAAUAGGGAUCAAGAACAGAAAUGAGGCAGAAUUGAUAGAGCAGCUGACCAACAUUAUCAUGGAUCUCCUAGAAGGGUCUAAUCUACGUUUCAGUCUGGACGCCUGUGUGGACAAAGCUCGCCAGCAUGGAUUCGUAGUGGAUGCAGAUAAACCGGCGUGUGUGACAGCCAAAGCAAAGGCAAAGGAGCUGGUGGACCUUCUGAAGAAAGAGAAGCUGUCUGAGAUCAAAUCCCAGCUGCUGCCACUUCAAGGAAAACUGUGGAAUGAGUGGUGCAAAAAGGACAAAGAACUCACUCGCUUGCAGGAGCAAGGGGACAAGAGCAUUGAGCAUCAUUUCAGCCAGAUUGAAAAUGAGAAGAAAGCAAUAAGAAGAAAGCAACUUGAGCAAGCUUUCCCUCUCAACUCACUGAUGAAAUCCUUCCUUGGCUUUCUCCAGACCCAGCCAGCAGAUACCAAGAAAUACUUCCUGCAGUGGAUGAAGGUCUUGAUGGAUGAGCUGUCCUGCGGUCCCCUUGAAGAACUGAGGAGAGACUAUCACAAGUUAUGGUCUGAAAUCCAGGCAGGAAAGAAAAACCAGGAAAAAAACAGUGUGAAUGCUGAGUUGCUGAGUCGCUUGGAUGCCCUCUCUGAUGAAAUCAACAAUUCAUCUAUCGGCCUGGAGCACCUUCUGAGAGAGGUAGGAAAGAUUUAUGAAGCUCUGGAAUUAAUGGAGACAGAUAAUUACAGUUUUGUAAAACUGCCAGAAAUUGCAGCAGAGCUGAUGGUUUCAGGCUAUCCCGUGGAGCUGAUGGAUGGGGAUGCUUCUUACCUGCCCUUGCGCUGGGUGGGAGCAAUCUUUGACAGCUUAAUUGAGAGGCUGGGGGACAAACGAGUGUUUGUGCUCUCUGUGCUUGGCAUCCAGAGCAGCGGCAAGUCCACCCUGCUGAAUGCCAUGUUUGGUCUGCAGUUCAACGUCAGCGCGGGGAGAUGCACCCGCGGAGCCUUUAUGCAGCUCAUCCCAGUGGGCAAGGAGCUGCAGCAAGACCUGGGCUUUGAUUUUGUGCUAGUGGUUGACACAGAGGGACUUCGUGCCACCGAGAUGGCCAAUAAACAGUCCCUGAACCAUGACAACGAGCUGGCCACCUUUGUCAUUGGUGUUAGCAACAUGACUGUGAUCAAUGUCUUUGGAGAAAACCCAUCCGAAAUGCAAUAUGUCCUCCAGAUCGCUGUGCAGGCUUUCCUGAGGAUGAAGAAAGUCAAUCUUUCCCCAAGCUGUCUCCUUGUCCACCAAAACGUGGGAGAAGCAACUGCCAAGGGGAGCAACAUGGAAGGACGAAGGCGUUUGCAGGAAAAGCUGGAUGAAAUGACUGUGGUAGCAGCUCAGCAGGAAUUCUGUGACAUCUCCUCCUUCAGCGAUGUCAUUGGCUUUGAUGUGAACACCCACAUUCACUACUUUACUCACCUGUGGGAAGGAAACCCCCCCAUGGCACCACCCAACCCCACCUACAGCCAGAACGUCCAGCAACUCAAGAGCAAAAUCUUCCAGGCUGCCAAGGAGCAGUCACAGCGCAGCAUUUUGAGGCUGUCGAGUCUGAAAAUUCGUAUUGGUGACCUCUGGAAUGCUUUGCUGAAUGAAAACUUUGUUUUCAGCUUCAAGAAUUCCCUGGAGAUUGCUGCCUACAGGAAACUGGAAAGUGCCUUUAGUCAGUGGACCUGGAGGCUGAGGAGUCACAUCUUAGAUGUACAGAUGAGACUGGACAACAAAAUUCGGAAUGGGGAUUUGCAGAAUGUCACCAGAGAACAUCUUGAAGGGCUGGUGCAAGAGACAAGUGAUGCCAUUGAGAAAGAAGUGGAAAAGUAUUUUGAGGAAGACAAAGAACUGGUGCAAGAGACAAGUGAUGAUAUUGAGACUGAAGUGGAAAAGUGUAUUGAGGGACACAAAAAACAUUGGAUACACCUGUCAAAAUCAUGCACACAGCUGAAGCUGGAAACACUAAAAGAGUGUCUUCUUGUUGAAAUGAUGAAGAAAUGUGAGAAUCUGAUUGAGCUACAGAAGGAGCAGAAGAAACUGGAUGCAAGGAAUUUGGAAUAUGAAGAUGAGCUCCUGAGAAGGAGCAGGGAGCUGGCUGUGACUCUGAAAGGGAGGAGCCUCAGUGAGAGAGAACUGAAGGACAACUUUACUCUUGUCUGGAACCAGUGGAUUGCCGAAGUCUCCCAUGCUGCUUGUCCUCCAGAUCAGGUGCAUAUCGAUGCAGAAAUUGAAGAUGUCCUUCUCAAACACUUUAAGGAGCCGGGUUUCUAUGAACGGAUCAGGUCAUUUCCCAAAGAGAGAAGAUUUUCUUUUGACAAAGAGAAAUAUAUCAUGAAGAAAAAGUAUUUAGGCUUUAUCCCAGAUCCCAGGAACAUUUCCAGUGUUGAUGUGAUCAUAUUUCAGCUCAUCACAGUCCAGAUCAUAGCAAAUGUGAGGGCAAACAUUGAUGAGAAAGAGCGGGAGAAACGUGAUUACAGUCAAAAUUUCAUCCAUGAAAUUCUCAAUGAAGUACAGAAAGGUGUGAACUCUGUCCCCAGCAAUGCAAAAUGUACUUUUAACAAAGAGUACAGCAUAGAUUUGUCUCUGUAUCUGUGCAAAAUGGCAGCAGAAAGGUUUAAAACCAUGCAUGAAGCAUUCCAAAAGGCAAAUUACCCAGCUGUAUACCUGAGCAGUAAGAGAGAAGAUUUCUUCCAAUGUUUCCUGAUUUCCUUCCAAGGAUCUGCUUCCAUCACAUCUUUUGCUGGUUUCCUUUGUGACAAGGUUGAAACAGCUCUUCGCCGGGCAGUCUAUGAGAGGACGGCUAAAGACAUUGCUGAGGAUAUACAAGGCAAGUUCCCAGAUUUCCAGGGCAAGAGAGGCAAUCUGGAAGUUUCCAUCCUUAGACAUCUGCCAGAAGAAGAAUAUUUUGAGUAUUUCACGCAGUACCUUACAUCUCCAAAGGAGUUUUUUUGGAGUUACAUUGAGACACGAGUGGAGAGUUACUGUUUAGAUGGAAGCAGGAGGCUGGAGAAGUUUUUAUAUUCCUCCCUUAAUCGCCUCUAUCGAAACAUCCUGUCAGCUGUUUCUUUAUCAACCCAAAUUGUCAAAGACAGAAAAGACAGAGAAGACAAAGUCUCUCUUUGGCUGGAUGAAUUUUGCAGGGAACUGACAGAGGUGAUCAGCUUGCCCAGAAGUGACCUGAAAGGCCUUGAGCACCAGGAGGUCACAGACAUUGAGUUCCUAAGCAGUGCCGUGGUAGAAAAUCUGGCUGCCCUGAGGGGCAGGCUCAUGAAAGAAUUUGCUGAUGCUGACCUGAGCUCAUUUUCAAGGAAGCCUCAAACCAUCCUGGCAGAGCAUUUUUCAGGUUUAUAGGACAAUUUACCCUUUUAAGGGGCUGUCUGCACAAACACCAUGCAGGGACAUGAUGGAGACCAUCAGGUGAUUUUCUAUCGCCCAGAAGAUGUGACAGGAUGGAGGUGUCAUGGGACAGACCAGCGGCUCCUUGCUAUUUGUUCCAGCUUUUUUGCAAAUGACUGCAGUUUCAUAAAUAGUGACAAAGGACAGACCUCCUACAAGACAUACCCCAAUGCUGGACCUGGUUUUUCCACUUUGAAAAUUCUUCCUGAUCCAUCCAUGCAGGCAUCUUGGAAACUGUUUGUGUCUCAUUUCAGGACACAGCUGGAAGCUUUGUACAGUGGGAAAUUUCAGGGAAGAGGAGAAACCCCUGAGGUGUGGCAGAGAAUUACUAAGCAGGAAGCACUGUCCGAGCUGGACAAGCAUAAGGCCACAUCCAUGAGAAGGAAGAAUCACAACAGCUUUGCAGAUUAGGAGAACUUUGUAGCAGGCUCUCCAAAAAAUGCAGUGCCCCAAAGGCAGUUUAUCCUGCAGCAAGGAGGUGUCCUGCUUGGAGAAAGAGCUGUGGGACCUGAGGCCAGCUCCAUGCUGGCUGCAAGCUGGGCUGCUUGGCUUUUGGGUGUCAUCCUUCCCUCCCUGAUUGAAGCCUCCUGGAUCAGGUGGGGCUGUUCUCCCAGCAAGAGCUGUUGUGCCUCCGGGCUCAGGAAAGCAGUGACACAACCACCCCAGGGCUCAGGCACUGCUUUCACUCCCUGUCUCUGAGGUGCUGUGUCUCUGUCCAGGGCAGCUGCUCCUGCUCAGGUGCCUGGGGCUGCUGCCUUUCCCUCAGCCCUCAGCCCCAGCAGGAGCUGCUCCUGCCCUUGGCCUGUCUGCUGAGCAAAAGCCUUUGGAAUGCCCCAUGUGGAGAAUCCUGUCUGCCAGCACCUUCUGCAGCAGCCCUGGGGCAGUGCUGGAGCUGUCCAGGCAGGCUGGUGGCACCGGGGCCGUGCUCUGGAGAAGGUGGCACCAGCUGGCUCUGCCCAAGGGAGCUGUGGGGGGAUUUUGCUGUGCAGGUGCAGUGACCCCGCUGGCAAUGUGAGGGCCAAGCCCUGCUGGAGAGCUGGCUGAAGGGCUGCUCCAGCCUCAUCCCAUGCAGGCUCUGCUAAUAAAGGAGUGAAUUUGGACA
Messenger RNA from Prinia subflava (tawny-flanked prinia), 6741 nucleotides. RefSeq names its product interferon-induced very large GTPase 1-like. Lineage: Eukaryota; Metazoa; Chordata; Aves; Passeriformes; Cisticolidae. Bases 117 to 5594 code for a protein of 1825 amino acids. The record is from RefSeq and is a predicted model, not a curated record. The transcript has 2 exons. Gene Ontology annotation, molecular function: GTP binding.